This is a messenger RNA of Exophiala dermatitidis NIH/UT8656, 1716 nucleotides long. RefSeq lists its product as uncharacterized. The transcript has 2 exons. The record is from RefSeq and is a predicted model, not a curated record. Lineage: Eukaryota; Fungi; Ascomycota; Eurotiomycetes; Chaetothyriales; Herpotrichiellaceae. Bases 1 to 1716 code for a protein of 571 amino acids.
AUGGAAACAAGGGAAUUCGCUACAAGGGACGAACUGUGGCGCAUCCAAGAAACGCUGCACGACCUCUCUGCAACCCAAGCUCUUCAUUCGGAUAGAAUCAUGCGCCUGGAGCAAAAGAGCCAGAAUACCGACGGGAGCAGGUCUAGAAGUGUCUGGGGCUUGAAUUCGCCCUUUCCGACGGUCUUGGGUUCAUCGCAUCACGAGUCCGCUCUCAACCCCGCAGCUGAGGCCUUCCGGAACUUCGAUGUUGAUCCUGGUGCGAGCAUGAUCAGUUCACUGACCUUGGACGCCAACGACGACUCGAGAAGGGGCGCAGCCGCAUCCCGGGCAAACUCGGUACGAUUCGACGAGAGUGCGAAUAACCACUAUGCGCCGUCGAGGCAGUCAAUGGACCUUCCUGCGCGGACGGGAAGUGGCUUAGGAGGUCAUGCCCUUUCCGAACGAUCUCUUUCUCAUCGAUCCGAUGGACGGCCAAGCGGUGCGGGUUUUGGUCGGACCAACAGCUUUGGUUUGGAGCAAAGUCGCCUUCUUGGUUCUAUUCACAACUCGCCGCGGGUGUCCGGCAAUCCUCCGCCGGGGUUUUUCGUCCUGGGCCCCUGCCCGUCCAUCAUCCGUUGCUGGUUGACGCAGACCUUCACCAAUGACUCGCUCCUCUAUGCUGCCAUAUGCACUGGCUCAUCAGGAUCCUGGGUCAGUGGCGCACUUGUAGAGAAACUUGAGUUGACGGAUUCGAUUGUUGACGAGUCAGAAUCUCGCUCCAUCCGCCUACCAGUGUACUUAACCGAAGCAAAGAUUCAUUCGCCAGCGGUGAGAUCUGCGAGCCCUGUGCCUCAGAUACCCACGUUGAUGGUCAAGUUCAUCAUUGACGAGCAGCCUGUGUUGGACUCGUCGAUACAAAUCAUUCUGGGCAGCGACGUGUUAAGAUCACAUAACGGUGAUAUCCUGUUCUCACAAGACAAGCUGAUGAUAUUUGAUGAAGAGCGGAAUCAGCUUUCCAUCCCGUUAGUGCGACCGGAAGAUGACGCCGCGUACAAGGAUUUGUCUACCGGUUCCCGUCGAAAAGGAUCGUCCUUGGCCGAAGCGGAAUUUCCACCUACAACGGCAUCCCCUGUCGGAGUCAUAGGCCGUCCGGGAAGGUCGAGUUCUGGAGGAGAAGGAUCGCCCAAGGUCGCGCCGACAAGUCGUGUAGCCUCUGCUACUACAUCGGAACCGGGUGAGGGCCGGAGAACCGAGCACCAUGAUUCUUCAACACGGCCCAGCUUGGAGCUAAGUCAAUCGCGACCUGGAGACGAUUCCAAAUCCACCACGGGAAGCGAAAAAUCCUUCAGUACCCCAAUGUCCAAGUCAGGUUCUGGCGUUUGGUCCAGUUCAUGGCGGGCAGUCUCAUCAAGCGGGCCCCCUGGGGAGUCUAGUGGGAAACCACCAUCCAGCUAUGCCCGACCGAGCAGUUCACGGCCUAUGAAGAUUCUGCGGCCGACCAAAACAAUGGCCAAUGCCACGCGAAGCGCUUCUACCACGGCAUCGACUCCUAACGGGGUGGAGAGUACGCCGACCAAGACGGGCGAAACGACGGCAAAGACCAGCUCCAGCGAUCUGGCAAGAGAAACAAGGUCUCCUGCGCCCUCGUCAACGCCGAAGACCAACCCAAUUGGAUCGGGGACCGCUUUCGGAUGGCUCAAUACCGGCUCUCAGCGCAGAACGACAGCGAACGGCUGA